Photinus pyralis (common eastern firefly) is the source of this 1368-nucleotide messenger RNA. RefSeq names its product serine protease 7-like. The record is from RefSeq and is a predicted model, not a curated record. Gene Ontology annotation, biological process: proteolysis. Bases 426 to 1283 code for a protein of 285 amino acids. Gene Ontology annotation, molecular function: serine-type endopeptidase activity. The transcript is spliced from 5 exons. Lineage: Eukaryota; Metazoa; Arthropoda; Insecta; Coleoptera; Lampyridae.
GAUUUGCUGUGUUUGCCUUUUUCUACACAGUCGAAAGUAACGAGAUUUGUGCGACUUAGGAAUGAUAAAGUAGUUUGGAAAUGUUCUGUUAGCAAAGAGCCCAGGACUAUACUUCCAUUUUUGAUAUCUCCAAAGUUGCAAACAUCCUGAUAAAUGCCUUGGUUUUUCCAUUUCCUUUCGUAAUUCAGACAGCGUUCGUAGAUGUUCCGAUUUAAACCAGUUAACACUACGCUACCAAUAUUACGUACCUAAACCAUAAAUGUCAUACCUCUAUCUUGCGUAAAUACCAAGUACCAACAAAUACUACACGCAAUUUAACGGUUAGUCUGGUAGCUGGUACCUAAAUUAUUGAAGACAUUUACUUAGUAUACAGUAACGCGAAUUGUUUAGGUACUUAAAUCUGCUUUGUGACAAUUGUCCAAGUGAUGGCAAUUGCAAUACUUCCUUUGAUUGUACUAGUAGGAGUCACAGGAUCGACGCUCUCCGAAACCAAUUUAUUAGCACCUCGCAGCUAUUGCGGAUUUCAACACAUUGACGAUUACGCAAGGGAUAACGACAAUGUCACCUUAGAUGAAUUUCCAUGGAUUGCACUUUUACUGGAUGGUGCAACUAAAGACUUAAAAUGUGCGGGAACAUUGAUCAAUCGCCGUUACGUAAUGACCGUCGCACAUUGCGUGGCUGGUCUCUGGAGCAGAAACCUAGUUGCUCGCCUAGGCGAAUUUAAUGUUAUGACCGACGUCGAUUGCAUCGAUCACACGAUGUUCGGUAGAGAAUGCAGUGAUCCCGUUCAAGAAUAUAGCGCGGAAGAGGUUACUUUGCACCCAGAAUAUAUGCCCAGUACUACUUACAAUGAUAUUGCGUUGGUUCGGCUUUCCAGGGAUGUUGAAUAUUCAGAGUAUAUUCGGCCCAUUUGUCUACCCAGAUCAAAGGAGCUUGAUUUAAACGAAGGAGUUCAAUUGGCAGCGUCCGGUUGGGGGGCAGAAAUUGAUGAAGUACCACCGGUCGUUAGGAAAACGAAAUUUGCGGCACGGUUGUUACCUAUUCCCGUGUGCUUUAAGAUGAGAAUGUUCCUUGCAAGCAAUGAUCAUCUAUGUGCUUAUGAAGUACGUGAAACUUCUCCUUGCGCCCGUGAAGUUGGAAGCCCUCUCAUGAUAUCUGUAAAAAAUCAAUGGGAACAAGUUGGUAUGGUUUCAUUUACUUCUAAGUGUGGUGUGGAUAUUCCAACAGUUUUUGUGAAAAUAGCCAGGUAUAUAGAUUGGGUUAACGAAAAUGUAAGACCAUAGAAAGUAAGGUGUGUUAUUGUGUAAAAAUAUUUUUUAUAUACAAUGACGAAAAAAUAAAUAAAUUCAAAUUUCCAUUUCCAUUUUA